UUUUUUUUAUUUUCAUUUCAACCUUUUUGUAAAAACUUUUUUUUUUUUAUUUUUGCUUCUUCUUUUCUUUUAUAAACAAUCAAAAGACAUUAAAAUACAUUAAAAAACAUCAAAAAUGACUUGUAUUUAUGAAGUUGAAAACGCAAAGGAAGAUACUCCUUGUGAUGUUGUUACCACAGAAUAUAAACCCCUUCCAAGUUCAGUUACAGGUUUUAUAGCUGAAAGUAUGUGUGGUAUCCUUGAUACGCAUCAACCACCGAGAUAUUAUAAUUGGGAUUUCGUCCCAUUACCUGAAUUGGUAUUGUUUGUCGAGAAAGUUACUACAAAAGCAAGAGUUGACGUACAAACUGCGAUUGCAGCUUUAAUCCUCGUUGGUCGCUUUAAGGAAGGAUUACCUAAAAACGCUCAUGGAGAAUACGGCACGACACACAAAAUUUUCUUAUCCGCAUUAUUAGUUGCAUCAAAAGAAUUCAUGACAAAAUCACAUGAGGAAGAAGAAGAAGGAUCAUAUUUUCCUCCAUGUUGUUCAACGGAAGUAUUAUCAUCGAAUCCAAAUAUAUUAGACGAAUCAAGUUCAAGUUAUUCGAGUUCAACUUUUUCAAAUAUAUCGGAUUUUCAUUCUUCAGAUUUUGAUCAUUCACAUAAUAUUUUAUCAACCACACCAUUAUCAACCACUUCAUCCAUGAUAUCUGAUGAUGAUGUUCAUGAGAUCAUGUCAACCACACCACAUCGAAAUGGAUAUAAUAAUUAUAAAAAUCGACGUCAUUCUAUAAUUAAUGAAAGAUUGGCCGAUAUUUCAGGAAUUUACUCUGUACAGGAAGUUAAUCAAAUGGAGAGGGAAUUCCUAAGAUAUUUAGGAAAUCAUAAUAAUUGGGUAUCCGAUAAAGAUAUACGCGAAUUUGUUGAAAAUAAUAAAUACGCUUUAGGAAUAUGUUAAUAAGGGAAUUCAAACAAUUCAAACGAUUCAAUCGAUUCAAACGAUUUACGAUUUUACGAUUUUAAUUGGGUUUUAUUUGAUGAAUUAAUAUAUUAUUAUUUUUAUUAUUAUUAUAUAUUGGAACUAAUUUUUA
Rhizophagus irregularis DAOM 181602=DAOM 197198 is the source of this 1070-nucleotide messenger RNA. RefSeq lists its product as uncharacterized. The record is from RefSeq and is a predicted model, not a curated record. Lineage: Eukaryota; Fungi; Glomeromycota; Glomeromycetes; Glomerales; Glomeraceae.